This is a messenger RNA of Limanda limanda (common dab), 2453 nucleotides long. RefSeq names its product peroxisomal biogenesis factor 14 (gene pex14). Gene Ontology annotation, biological process: protein import into peroxisome matrix, docking. The record is from RefSeq and is a predicted model, not a curated record. The transcript is spliced from 9 exons. Gene Ontology annotation, molecular function: signaling receptor binding. Gene Ontology annotation, cellular component: peroxisomal importomer complex; peroxisomal membrane. NCBI's taxonomy places the organism in Eukaryota, Metazoa, Chordata, Actinopteri, Pleuronectiformes, Pleuronectidae. Bases 27 to 1172 code for a protein of 381 amino acids.
GUUCACCACAGCGAGGAGAUAGGAAGAUGGCAUCCACCGAGCAACCUGAUCCACCAACACAGGAUGGCCUUCCACCUGGAGACAGUGGGCCAGCUCCCCCCAGAGAAGCACUGAUUAUCACCGCUGUAAAAUUUCUCCAGAACCCCAAAGUACGUCAGAGUCCCUUGGCCACCAGAAAAGCUUUCUUGGAAAAAAAAGGGCUGACGGAUGAAGAGGUGGAGUUGGCCAUCCAGCGUUCCGGUAGCACAGAAGAAAUCCUGGCCCUGAUACCCGCGGGACCCCCACAUCCACUCCACGCAACUCAGCUGGUUCCUGUAGUUCACAGUCCAGCAGGCUACCGAUGGAGAGACUACGGUGCCCUCACCAUCAUUAUGGUGGGCAUCGCCUUUGGCUUUCAUCAACUUUACAAGAAAUACAUCCUUCCCCUCAUUAUGGGCAGCCGAGAGGACAAGAAGCAUCUGCAGAGGAUGGAGAGCAACAUUGCGGCAAUGAGUGGCACGCUGACACAGACAGUGAGCCAGCUGCAGCAGACCCUGCUCACUGUCCAGGAACUCCUGAUACAGCAGCAGCAGAAAAUCCAAGAGCUCUCGAAGGAACAGAAUUCAGCAGAGACAUCAUCUUCAACCAACCGCAUCCUGGACAACCAAACAAUUGGAGAGCUGAAGCAAGAGAUAGUCUCUUUGAAGGGCUUACUUCUCAGCAGGAAACAAUUCCCCUCCUCUCCCUCUAUUCCUAAGAUCCCCUCAUGGCAGAUUCCCCUGAAGCCACCUUCAACAUCCAGCUCGGCGUCCGUUAACCACAGCAGCAGCGACAUCUCCCCUGUCAGUAAUGAGUCUGCCAGCUCCUCCCCUGUCAAAGAUGUGCAUCUCAACCCUCAGGAUGAACUGGGAGGCCCCGAUGGAGCCCAUGUUGUGAAUGGGGACGCCUGCACCGUCGGCCACGGCACGGCGCUGCCUGUGGACCUGAAAGACCAGGUCCGCAUGGAGGUGCAGGGUGAGGAGGAGCGGAAGGAGGAAGAGGAGGAGGAUGUCAGCCAUGUAGAGGAGGAAGAGGAGGAGGAGGGUCUGAGCAUGCAGACAGAAGAUCGGCGAGGUGGGGAUGGACAGAUUAAUGAACAGGUGGACAAACUGAGGCGACCAGAGGGGGCCAGCAAUGAGAGCGAGGUGGAUUAGACAACAGCACAAAAACACUCUCCAAACACCACUUCCUAUCUCUGCCGAUGGCUUUGUUUCAAUCUGCUGCGCUCUGCUCACACUGUUUGUUUUUAUUUUUUAAAUCUAUCUCCACUGUCUCUUUCCACUUGUUUCUCUAACAUCUUAAUCUCGAGCAAAAUGAGGAGUAGGCACGAACGUGAGAAGACGCAAAACGGGCAAAUAUUGUCUGGUUGACUCAUGGCUUAUCUCAAUUUGCUUUUCAUCAUGCAAACGAAAUGACUGCAUGCUGAGCCGAGUACCAUUUUGUGAUGUUACCGGGAAAUGACGGGCAAUAGGCAAAUCAGAGGGAGUUUAGAGGGUUCAUGCAGAACUAACCAUGUAACCGACCGCCUUUAAUUUUCAUGAUUUGAUCAGAUAACUCACAGCUGUGCGUUGGUGUCCUUGUAAUUGUACUAAGGCUUUAUACAGACCAAAGAGGCGACGCUGCACAGAAUGUCUCUGCUGUGUAGUGCAGCUGUGGGUCAGGAGUCAUAUGUUGGUACUUCAGUCACAGAGUUACUGUGAGCUUCCAGAGAAGCAUUAACACAGUUUGUCUCCCUGGUGAUGGCAAUAGGAGAGGACACGUUCUUCCAGGGCCGGAGCUUUUAGCCUCUUUUAUGUGUCCUUUCGCAUUGGUGUCAGUCUGUCAAUAAUUCACAAGGCCAGCAGGGUGGCAUUUGGGUGAAAUAAAAGCCCUGAAAUUCGAGAUUAGAAUGUGAUGACGGGCUUUGUUCCAUGCCGGUGUCAGGGUGUUCAUAGGCUCAAAGGAGGGGAAGAUAAAUGUUUUUUUCCCCUGCUUUCCUUUUUCACUGAGGAUUGAAUUGUACAUCUUUCGUGAGUGUGUUUGUGCGUGGCAGACGCUGUCUGCUGAGCUGUAUCUGUGUCUCCAGCAGGGCAGCUGAUUUGGUUUGUGAAGUAUGUUAAUAAUCAAAUGAUCAACAAAUAACAGAUGUAUUAGUUCAUGCAGCUUGAAAUGUCAAGGAGGCUAAAACUGGAAAUCUAAUACAGAAAGCCCAGUUGCAUUGUAUUAUUUUCUGUGACAAACCCUCCGGUCCAAAUUAUGUAGAGCCUCCUACAGUGAGUAAUCUUUACAGAAAACGGCGCCGAUAUUUUGUAAUUAAGCUGCAGUAAGACAACGAGGGCUGCCACAGAUGGAAGUUGCACAACUUGUAUCACUUUUUUUCUAUCUUGGUGUGGAGGUGGAUGGGGGAAGUAAAACAAACAAAAAAAAAAAUGCCCCAUGAUUGAAAAGGAAAGCAA